AUGUGUUUAGUCAAGCGAACAAAACGUAUUGUUGGUGACGCUGAACGAUCUCAAACAACCACAUACUACUGUUCUCGAAGCCGCAACGGUCGCACAUGUAGCCUCACGCGCUACGAAGACGUCGAGAAACGGUAUCAGGAGUCGUCCAAAGUCGUAUCCCCCGAAACCCCACGUCGUCGUCAGUCAACAACCAAAACAUCAAAAGACAGUAUCUGGAAAGUCUUGAGUGGUCCAUUCUCCAAAGAGAGAACCGGAAAGGCGCACGACGAUCAGGCCCGUAGCCAUAGAGACCAACAGGCUACCAGUCAUCCUCAAGCGCAACCGCCACUGUCGACUCAACCUGACCCCAUGCGCGAUCCUUUUCGACCUCCAGAGCAAGCCGAUCACAGAAGGAUCGUCAGUACUCCGUUGGUCAUUGAUAGAUCACCUAGAGAAACAGUUGAGUGGGUUCGACCUGCGACAGCACCCGCUCCUAGGCCGGCCAGGCCUCCAAGACCGAGAACUCCAGUGGAAGAGCGUCCUCGGGUGAGGCAGCAUCCGGUCUAUGUUCACCAAAAUGAGCCGGGGGCAGAAAGACAUCCAAUCUCUAUACACCAACUUGAGCCCGAACCAGCCAGGCGGCACCCAGUUUCUAUACAUCAAACUGAAUCGGACCCAGUGAGAAUCGAGAUGACUGGUGGCCGGCGACCAGAAAGUGACCUUGAUGAUCAUUUCUCCACCUUUGCUACUUUUCCUUCUUCCUCUUCCUCUUCUUCGUCUGAAGUAGUAACGGAGUUUGAAGAAGAUGAGUCAUAUGAAAACGAUACAAUCGACGAGCCCUAUCGACCUCGACCUCGAACUCCAGAGGUGGAAGGCACAUUACGCCGCCGACGAGAUCGUGAGUACCUCAAUGCUCGACUAGAAGCUCUUCAGGCACAACGCCGUAUGGAAGAUGCAAUUCGAGAGCGGAGGGAAAUUGAAAAUCUGGCCAAUGACGUGCGUCAUGUGUUGAUAAGCGGCCGCGCUGGUGGUGCUGGCGCUGGUACCUUGACACGGCGUCCUACAAACACAGUCAGGGAAAGUAGACCGAUGAUAACAGCACCGCCAGAAAGAGCAGGAGACACAGCGGAAGACAUGGGAGGCUUCCGCCGCCACUCGACCGUUAUUGCACGACGGAACUUUACUCCUCCAUCAUACGUGAUACAAGAAGAGAAUCGUCGUGUGAGAGAGGAGAGCGAGAGAGUUAUUGAGAAUGCGCGCGCUAGGCGCAACACGCAGGACCCCCUGGAUCCUGCUCCCUUUCUUCGCGAGAGACAUGGUGGAAGUAACUGGAGGCAAUCCUACUACCGAUAA
Molecule: messenger RNA, 1332 nt
Organism: Talaromyces amestolkiae
Lineage: Eukaryota; Fungi; Ascomycota; Eurotiomycetes; Eurotiales; Trichocomaceae
Exons: 1
Coding region: 1-1332 (443 amino acids)
Source: RefSeq, a predicted model, not a curated record